AUGGAUGGAGAAGCUGAAAUAGUGAAGGAAUUGCUCUUACGUGGCGCCGAUCCAUCACUACCUCUAUAUGAAGACCUGGAACCGCCUCUCUUGAAAGCUAUUCUCAGGGGCCACAACGCCGUUGUUGAUGUCCUACUGGCAGACCCUCGGGCCGACCAUGACGUCCGGUUUAACGAUAGGAUUGAUAUCCAAGGAACCCAGACCGCCCUUCAAGAAGCAGCAAAGAAGGGAAACGCGCACGUGGUCCGAUGUCCGCUCGAGAAAGGCGCCUGCGCACGACCUAAUGUGGAGACCACUAUGCACAGCGCAGUUAUUACCGCAGCCCGGAGAUAG
Messenger RNA from Aspergillus chevalieri, 333 nucleotides. RefSeq lists its product as uncharacterized. Lineage: Eukaryota; Fungi; Ascomycota; Eurotiomycetes; Eurotiales; Aspergillaceae. The record is from RefSeq and is a predicted model, not a curated record. The transcript has a single exon. Bases 1 to 333 code for a protein of 110 amino acids.